AUGGCAUCAAAUAUCAACAAGAAUGCAGUCAAUAUAGUCGAUAGACCACUACCAAAAGGAAAGACUGAGAUCAAUCUUAGCUCAUUUGCUUUCUUGUUUUCAGAGAUUAUACAAUACAGUCAAGAUAGAAUCAAAGCUGGUCAUGAAUUGGAGAAAAAAUUAUCAGAUAUAGGGUUUUUAGUUGGUACACGUGUAUUGGAACUAUUGGUAUUCAGAGAGAAAAAUCCAAAGAGAGAAACAAAGUUGUUGGGUAUCCUUUCAUUUAUUCAUUCCAAUGUUUGGAAAGCUUUGUUUGGAAAACAAGCAGAUUCUUUGGAAAAAAGUACAGAGGCUGAUGAUGAAUGUAAGAAGACGACAACGACGAAUUCAACAUAUAUGAUUUCAGAUGCCAAUAUGAUUGUAAAUAAGUAUAUUUCACUUCCCAAAUCACUAAGUAGUUUGAAUUGUGCAUCUUUUGUUGCUGGUAUUGUUGAAGGUAUAUUAAGUAGUGCCGAAUUUCCGGCAAGAGUGACAGCUCACAAUGUAGCAGUAGAAGGUAAAAGAUUCACAAAGACUGUCAUCUUGAUCAAAUUUAAUGCCGAAGCUUUGGUUGGUCGAUAA
Molecule: messenger RNA, 600 nt
Organism: Cavenderia fasciculata
Lineage: Eukaryota; Evosea; Eumycetozoa; Acytosteliales; Cavenderiaceae
Exons: 4
Coding region: 1-600 (199 amino acids)
Biological process (GO): endoplasmic reticulum to Golgi vesicle-mediated transport
Cellular component (GO): TRAPPIII protein complex; TRAPPII protein complex; TRAPPI protein complex
Source: RefSeq, a predicted model, not a curated record